AUGGCAACAGCCCAGAUCCCCCAGCUGUGGGCCACCGCCCUCGCGCGCUACGAGAAAAUCACCCACAGCCCGCUGGACCCCCACGCCUGGCGGGACCUGACCACUGUCGACGGGCUGUGGGGCGCCAUCGAGGCCGAAAAUCAAUCCUUCCAGGAGUUCCGCCGCCAGCGCGCCGGCCUGUGCGCGGCCCUGAGCCAGGCGCUGCGGCCCAUCGAGCUGGUCGGCGAUCUGGCGGCCAGCGCCGCGGGAAUGUUCUUCGCGCCCAGCUCGUUGGUGUUUGGGGCCGUGCGGUACCUGAUCGACGCCGCGAGGGGAGUAUCGGCGAAAUAUGAUGCCAUUGUGGAGUUGAUGGUGACCUUGCAGGACUUCACCACCCGUUUAGCAGUCUACGCACAGCAACAGAUCUCCCCACCGCUGCAGGAGAAAAUCACCACUAUCCUGACCACACUCUUGGAAGUGUUCGCGAUCUCGCGCCAGCAAAUCCGCCUCGGACGACUGCGGAGUUUCGGGAAGAACGUGCUGCUCGGCAACGACGACGGGAAAGCGGCGAUCGCCAAGCUGGCGCAGCUGGUCGACGGCGAACGGAACCUGGUGGGCGCGGAGACACUCACCGAGGUCAAGGGGGCGAAGGUGGUCAUCGACCGCGUCGACGUCCACGUCCUCGAGCUCGCGCGGCGCAUCGACGACCUCAACCGUCUGCAGGAGCACGCGGCCGCCGAAAAGGAGGCCGACUCCGUCCCCGAAAGGAACCACCGCGACAAGGACAAGGUCAAGAGCGUGCUGCAGCCCGCCACCAGCGCCGACGACCGGUACAGCAUGAUCGCGCGGGCGCGGGUCCCGCAGACGGGCGACUGGGUGCGCGAGGAGCCCGAGUUCCGCGAGUGGCUGCGCCGCGACAAGCCCCUCCUGUGGGUGACGGGGACGCCCGGCGCGGGCAAGUCGUACCUGGCGGCCAGCGUCAUCGCCUAUUUGCGGGAAUUGUAUCCGCAGAACGUCCAGCAUCCCUCGCAUGUCUCCGUUGCGUAUUACUUCUUCAAGGACGACAACGUGAAGACGCGCUCGUGCCACCAAGCUCUGCGUGACGUCGCCUUCAAGAUCGCGCAGAAUGACCCCGCCUAUGCGAAUUUCGUCGGGGGUCGGGUGGACUCGCCGGAGGAUAUCGGAAGUCUGUCGAGUCUGUGGCAGCAGCUGUUCGUGGAGUACUUUAUCGCGCACGAGACCGGAGACAGCCAGGCGUACAUCGUGCUGGACGCGCUGGACGAGGCGUUCGCGGAGGAGCGACAGGAGCUGUUUCAGCUGGCGGGCGAUAUUCAGCCGGGGGGACGGCUGCAGCUGCUUCUACUGGGGAGGCCGCAUAUAGCCCAGGAGAUGGACGAGCUGACGGAGCAGCUGGCCGUGCCGACGAUCUACAUCUCAGACGUGAACAACUCGGAUGACAUCGUCCGGUACAUCCAGAGCAGCAUCGCCAAGUCGGUGUACCUGCGACGCGCCUCCAAGGCGCUUCAGGCUGAGAUCGUGCGGCGGGUUUCCAGCGGCGCCCAGGGCAUGUUCCUCUGGGUCGACUUCAUGCUCAAAGAGCUACUGAAAAAGCGCGACGAGGCACGAAUGCGAAAAGCACUGGAAGAGGCACCGCGCGGCCUGUCCGAGAUGAUCCGGCACGUCCUGAAGAGCUACUCCGAGAGCCUACGGGAUGCACCACAGUACGCCGAAGAUCUGAAUGAGAUGCUGGCCUGGAUCGUGUGCGCCCACUGGCCGCUGAAGCUGCAGCAGCUGGAAAGCAUCAUUCAGUGGCGGUCGCCAGAGGGCGAGGGGUGGAUCUGGCUGGAGGGGUAUCUCCGGCGGGAGUACGCCUCCCUGUUCUCGCUGAUCCGGGAGGAUGGACUGAGCACGGCGGAUUUGCAACGGGCGAACAUCGGACGAGCCGAUUGGGAGGUCGACACCCUGGUGGAUGACGGCUUCGACGACACAGACAACCCGUCGGACUUUGACUCGGACCCGGCGACUACGGAGGUGACCUUGAACCACGCCUCGCUGGGAGACUUCUUCCGCAACGAGGCCGAGGGGCCUGUUUCGGCGGACGACGGGCCCCUCGUGGGGAUCGACUACCACGCGGCGAAGGUGCUGGUGUUCAAACGGUACUUCGAGAUCAUCGCCUGCGAAGAGGGCUCCCCCAAGCAAGAGAUCGCGCAGGUGCUCCGCGUGUACGCUGCCGGGUCGAUCGUGUCAGCCUUGCAGGACAUCGAGAUCGACAAAUGCAGCGCAGAAGAUAAGGGCAUUAUCGGUCUGAGCAUCGCGCGCCUGCUGUCCGUCCCUCCCAUCCUCGAAGCAUACGUCAAACACAGAAGCGACGUGUCGUACCCAGGCGAGCACCUCAAACUCUUCAUGAGGUGGCUCAGAGAUCCAGACGUGCAGGCCUCGCUGCCCCCGACCGAGAAAGCUUGGUUCGAGGAAUCCACCGCCUCAGGCGACGUGGGGAUCUACCUGCUGACGGCGAAGUUCAUCGCCGAGCAAUGGCUGCAGACUGGGUUCUGGCUGGCCGGGCCCUGCUGCCGCUACAUCAUGGAAUACAUCAAACUCAGCCAGGACGCACCCCCCUUCCCGGACAGCCCCGUCGAGGCCGUGCUCUCCGCGGCGGAGUGGUGCGGAUUCGCGCCGGACCAACUCUGGCACCGCCGACUGGCAACCGCACUGCGUGAUCUCGGGUUCCUCGACGAAUGCAUCCCCCGCUUCCAGCGCGCCGUGGACCUGGACCCAUCCCCGAACCCACAGACCCUCCUCGCGCGAGCCGGGAUGGCGAAAGCGUACCUCAAAAUGGGGCAGUUCGCGCAAGCCAUCGAGCAGGACCGCCUGUGCGUGGCGGAGCUGAACCCGCACCGCCAACCCGACCAACCCGAUCUACAAGCGCACGCGUCGUACGAGCGGCUCGGCCAGAGCUACACCGCGCUCGGCGAGGUCGAGUCCGCGGUGGCCAUGUACAGGGCUGGUCUGGCGACGGCCGGAUUCUGCAAUACGUGUCUCUGCGCGAUGCUGGAGCAGCUCCACGCGCAGAGCCGCCACGAGGAGAUCAUCGCCCUGCUCAAGAGCCUCGACCGGCCCGCCCUCGGCCAAAAGCCUGCCUCCUCCUCCUCCACCACCACCACCCCCUCAAUCCUCACGCAAAGCAUCCUGACAAACCCAGACUGGUACGACGACUUCAUCGACCGCGUCACCGCCGCCGCCGCCAGCACCAAACAAAUCCCCUUCCUCAUCGACGCGUACGCCACAGCCGUCGCGACGGCGCACAAGCAACGCAAGGCCGUCGCAAAAGCGAGCCUGGAAUUCUGCCUGGGGAUGCUGUGGCAGACGCACGGGCGCGACGGGGACCGCGCGGCCGCCCUCUGGGAACGACUGAUCGCCACGUACCGCGGCAGUCGGGCGGAGGGCGAGAUGGUCUCGGUGCUGGAGAUGGCGGCGGGGGCGCUGGCGACGCACUACCUGAUCAAGGCGAUGGAGGUGGGAAUCGACUCGGAGCAGGGCCGGCGGUACGGGGUGUUGCUGGAGCUGUUGGCGCGGGGAAAGGCGGUUGCGUCGCAUGGGGAGGGCUGGGAUGCGUGGCGUGCGGAUGCUCGGGACGUUGUGGAUGCGCAGCGCCCGAACAAGGUCUUCGUGACCACGUCGCCCGUGGGACUGAUCCUGGGGAGUUAUUAUCGGCUGUCGGGGCGGGAGGCGGACGCGAUGGCGUGCUAUAAGGCGCAGGUGCAGGCGGCGCUGCGGCUGGUGGAGGAUGAGAGGGCUGGCAUGGCGAUGGUGGGGUAUACGCGGCUGAGUAGUGUUUUUGCGGCGCUCGGGGAGGACGAGGAGGCGCUGGCGAUGUGGUAUCAGGAUCGUUUGAUGUAUGAGCUGAUGGGGGGGGAUGAUGAUGAGGACGAAGGUGAUGGUGAAGCUGAAGCUGGAUCUGAUGCUGCUGACGACCCCGAGGACUCGAAAAGUCCCACCUUCUUCACGUGCGACGGCUGCAGCACCUCCGUGGAGAUCGACGGCAACUAUAUCUGCCGGUACUGCCACGAUGUGCUGUUCUGCCCGGGGUGUAUGCAACGACUCGAGGCAGGGACGCUGGGAGUGAGGGUGUGCAGUGCGCAGCAUGCGUGGGCGUUUGUGGCGCGGCGGCCAGAGGCGGUGCGGCGACGGGGGGAGGAGCAGCGCGGGAUGCUGUGGUUGCGGGGGGAGUGGGUGGAGGGGGAGGUGUGGAAGGCGGAGUUGCGGCGGCGGUGGGGGCUGUAG
Molecule: messenger RNA, 4260 nt
Organism: Aspergillus brunneoviolaceus CBS 621.78
Lineage: Eukaryota; Fungi; Ascomycota; Eurotiomycetes; Eurotiales; Aspergillaceae
Product: NACHT and TPR domain protein
Exons: 3
Coding region: 1-4260 (1419 amino acids)
Molecular function (GO): protein binding
Source: RefSeq, a predicted model, not a curated record